Messenger RNA from Acomys russatus (golden spiny mouse), 315 nucleotides. RefSeq names its product translation machinery-associated protein 7-like. Lineage: Eukaryota; Metazoa; Chordata; Mammalia; Rodentia; Muridae. The coding region runs from base 107 to 301 and encodes 64 amino acids. The transcript has a single exon. The record is from RefSeq and is a predicted model, not a curated record.
CUUUUCCUGGGACACUGGAGCUUUUAGAAGCACUUCGCUUUCGGCGGCCGGUCUUCUAGUGAUUCAUUAGAUUUGCCCUUGGCUUAGGGUCAGAGCUGUAGGAGCCAUGUCGGGCCGAGAAGGUGGCAAAGAGAAGCCCUUGAAACACCCCAAGAAGCAGACCAAGGAGUUGGACGAGGAAGAUAAGGCUUUCAAGCAGAAACAGAAGGAGGAGCAGAAGAAACUCGAGGAAAUGAAAGCCAAGGCAUCGGGCAAGGGCCCCCUGGCCACAGGUGUAAUUAAGAAAUCUGGCAAAAAGUAGAAGGAAGUUGUAUC